GGUUCUCUUCGUGUCUGUGUUGCGUCCUGCUUAAAUCUUCGUCUUCUUUGUUGUCUUAAAGAAAAGCUUCUAAAACUCUUUAUGCUGAGUUUUUAUGCAAUAUCGUCUUGUCGAUAUUAAGUUUUGCGUUUUUUAACAACUCUGAAGACAAUUUUGAAGAAUGUUUUUGCUUUUGUUUAUGAUCAUCGCUAGCGGUGUGUUUGGUGUUGAUGGAGAUGAAGUGAAGUCAGUGUCAGUGAUGGAGGGAGAUUCUGUUAUUCUACACACUGAUAUUACUGAAAUACAGAUAGAUGAUCACAUAGUGUGGUUGUUAGAAUCUCAAGGAACUUUAGCUGUAAUGCACAAGUAUACAGUGAAUACGGAUGACAGUAAUGAGAUAUUCAGAGACAGACUUGAGCUGGACAAUCAGACUGGAUCUCUCACCAUCACAAACAUCACAAUCACACACAUCGGACUUUAUAAACUACAGAUCUUCAAAAGCAGAAGUACUUUAGAAAAGAGAUUCCGUGUUACUGUUUAUGCUCCUCUGCCGGUUCCUGUCAUUAGCAGUAACUCUUCACAGUGUUCUUCAUCUUCAGAAAGAUCAUCAAGCUCAAAAUGUGUGUUGUUGUGUUCAGUGAUUAAUGUGACAGAUGUGAGAGAUGUGAGUCUGUCCUGGUACAAAGGAAACAGUUUAUUGUCCAGCAUCAGUGUGUCUGAUCUCAACAUCAGACUCUCUCUACCUCUGGAGGUUGAAUAUCAGGACAACAACACAUACAGAUGUGUACUCAACAAUACCAUCACAAACCAAACUCAACAUCUCAACAUCAAUGACCUCUGUCAGCAAUGUCCAGAACUCCAGUGGCUUAUACUGUUAAUAGUUGUUAGUGCUAUGGUGGCUCAGCUGGUGGCUACAGUUGUAAUAGGUGUGAUUUGCAGUCGCUACAAAAAGAAAAUCAAAAAGAAAAAGGAGGCUCAAGCCCCUCUAGAGACUUGGUGUCCUUUGAUUCCAGAUGUUGAUGGAAACAUGAGCCAGAUUAGAGAAGACAAGGAUGGAUGCUAUACACCAAUGAAGAAGACAUCAGAAGCAGCAGACCCCAACUAUAAUAACUACAGUCACCAGCAGUACCACAGAACCAACUAUCGUCAGUUGAUAAUGUCCAGAGUCUGUGAUUCUGAUGUUUGUGAUGGUGAGAGAUCCAGUCUGACUGUCCAGCUUCAAACAAUUAUUUUAAUAAAAUUAAUCCUAAAUUUGUCUUCAGCAGUGACUAUGAGUUGUAUAAAAUCUCUUUGUGUUUUAGUUGUGUUUAGUGUUGAUGGAGAUGAAGUGAAGUCCAUUUCAGUGAUGGAGGGAGAUUCUGUUACUCUACACACUAAUGUUACUCAAAUACAGACAGAUGAUCAGAUACAGUUGCUGUUUGAAUCUCAUGGCACUCAUACAGGUGAAAUCAUGAAAUGGGCCAAUCUGAGCUUUAUAUAUGAUGUUGAAGGUGAAGGGAGAUUCAAAGGCAAAUUAAAACUAAACAAUCAGACUGGAUCUCUCACCAUCACAAACAUCAGCAUUGCAGACUCUGGUCUUUAUGAACUAAAGAUCAACACCAGCAGAGAAACUUCAUACGAGAGAUUCAAUGUUACGGUCUAUGCUCCUCUGACCGUUCCUGACAUCAUUAUAGACUCAUCACAAUGUUUUUUAUUGUCAUCAAGCUCAAAAUGUGUGUUGUUGUGUUCAGUGUUGAAUGUGAGGGAUGUGAGUCUGUCCUGGUACAAAGGAAACAGUUUAUUGUCCAGCAUCAGUGUGUCUGAUCUCAACAUCAGACUCUCUCUACCUCUGGAGGUGAAAUAUCAGGAUACAAACACAUACAGCUGUGUACUCAACAAUCCCAUCACAAACCAAACUCAACAUCUCAACAUCAACGAAGUCUGUCAGACGUGUUCAGAACACAGACUGUGGAAGGCUAUUGUUUUUGGUGUUAUUAUUGCUAUUGUGUGGCUGUCGACAAUCUUGGCUGUAGCCAUAGGUGUGAUUCACUACAACAAAAAAGAAAGAAACAACAGUACAUCUACAGAGGUUAACAACAGUACAUAUACAGAAGUUACCAUUGAAAUAAUGUGAAAAACUCAUGAUUCAUCUGUCAUUUCCCACAUUUGUCUUGCUAAGUAAUUGCAAGGUGAAGCCAGAAUACUUGAAAAUUCGAUCUGGGAAUCAGACUUUAGUAACACUGCGAGGAUUGAUCCAGGAAACUGUUGUUUAUUAAACUGUACAAAUGAACAUUUAUACACUAUCGGGCGGACGUUUCUGUCAUAUUUAGUAUAAAGAAAAAAGGUGAUGGGAUGCCUUCCUAUAUUGUACUGAAGGUGCAAUCGUUACAGUAGGUUUUUUAUAUAAGUUAUUAACAAUUGUGAUGUAAAUUAUUUUAUUAUUUUUAUACUGGUGCAUUUGAACCCUUAUGUUUAACCCUUGCUGCUAUAUUUCAUGUUUGCAUUUAUAAUGAAUUGCACAUAUUUGUGUUUACAUGCUUGGUUUGACUGAUAUGAUACUUUUAAUUAUGAUGUUAUUGUUUUGUCUUGUUCAAAUGAAAUGUGAUUGAUUCUCUUUGAUGAUGCAGUUCAGUGAAAAAACACAUGGGUAA
Molecule: messenger RNA, 2609 nt
Organism: Paramisgurnus dabryanus
Lineage: Eukaryota; Metazoa; Chordata; Actinopteri; Cypriniformes; Cobitidae
Source: RefSeq, a predicted model, not a curated record